GGUCCCUGCUCUGUGCUGUGCGGGUAGCCUCAGUCCUGCGAGCUCCCCUCUCUGGGCCUCAGUUUCCUCAUCUGUCAAAUGGGACAAAUGGCUGAGUUGUGGACCGCGCAGGGGGAGGAGGUGAAGAGUUGAUCUCGUCUGUCUCCUUCCUCCUCUGUCUUCCCCGGAGCCUUAGAGUUGGGUGCUGUCCCUUUAACACCGGAGGAGGGACUGAGGAUACAGGAAGAAGCCGGGCAGAGCCGGUGCCCAGGCCAGCUGGUGGGCACAGGCCAGCUGAUCUGGUCUGGGAAUUGGUGGGCCGGGAGCUCUCCUGCGCCGUGGCUAGCAUGGAGGGCUCUCUGGGGGACGGUGCCAAAGACAAGCCCUUCCACACGGCCACGCCCCUGCUGGAGAGCUGGGCGCUGUCCCAGGUCGCAGGCGUGAAAGUCUUCCUCAAGUGCGAGAACGUGCAGCCCUCCGGCUCCUUCAAGAUCCGGGGCAUCGGGCACCUAGUGGGACGUAUGGCGAGGAAGGGAUGCAGCCACUUCGUGUGCUCUUCAGGGGGCAAUGCGGGCAUCUCUGCAGCCUAUGCGGCCCGGAAGCUGGGCAUUGCCGCCACCAUCGUACUCCCAGAGGGCACCUCCCCGCAGGUGGUGAGGAGGCUGCAGGGGGAGGGCGCUGAAGUCCAGCUGCAUGGAAAGGUCUGGGACGAGGCCAAUCUGAGAGCGCAAGAGUUAGCCAAGAGAGACGGCUGGGUGAACAUCCCCCCGUUUGACCACCCCCUGUUAUGGGAAGGCCAUGGCAGCUUGGUGCAGGAGCUCAAGGCAGCCCUGGGGACCCCACCAGGUGCCGUGGUGCUGGCCGUGGGGGGCGGGGGGCUCCUCGCGGGGGUAGCAGCUGGCCUGGUGGAGGUGGGCUGGCAGCACGUACCCAUCAUCGCCAUGGAGACCCGCGGGGCGCACUGUUUGAAUGCGGCCAUCAAGGCAGGCAGGCCAGUCACACUGCCGGGCAUCACCAGCGUGGCCAAGUGCCUGGGAGCCAAGACGGUGGCCACACGGGCCUUUGAAUGCACACAGGAGUUCAAGGUCCUCUCUGAAGUGGUGGAGGACGUGGAGGCUGUGAAUGCCACGCAGAGGUUCUUGGAUGAUGAGCGCAUGUUGGUGGAACCUGCCUGCGGGGCAGCCUUGGCUGCCGUCUACUCAGGCCUCCUGGGCAGGCUCCAGGCCGAGGGCCAUCUGAGCCCGUCCCUGUCAUCGGUUGUGGUCAUCGUGUGUGGGGGCAACAGCAUCGACAGCCAGGAGCUGCAGGCGCUGAAAGCCAUGGUCAGUCACAGCUGAGGGAGUCUCAACCCAGAAGGACUGGCCAGGCCCUGAGACCUCUGAGAGGCCCAUGACCAUCCUUGCGGCUGACCGAAGAGGGCCUCUGUGUAGCGGUUGGCGCUGGAAGCUGCCCUGGGUUUCCAUGCUGGCUGCCCCUGCAGGAAGCCCUCCUGAAACUCUUCCUUUGGCUCCCAUGUAGUCCUGGCCAAUAAAUUCUUUCUGAGUGGAGUCUGUAA
This is a messenger RNA of Tupaia belangeri chinensis (Chinese tree shrew), 1534 nucleotides long. It is a transcript of the gene SDSL, whose product is annotated as serine dehydratase like. NCBI's taxonomy places the organism in Eukaryota, Metazoa, Chordata, Mammalia, Scandentia, Tupaiidae. The coding region runs from base 327 to 1316 and encodes 329 amino acids. Gene Ontology annotation, biological process: L-threonine catabolic process; L-serine catabolic process. Gene Ontology annotation, molecular function: L-serine ammonia-lyase activity; pyridoxal phosphate binding; threonine deaminase activity. The record is from RefSeq and is a predicted model, not a curated record. The transcript is spliced from 8 exons.